This is a messenger RNA of Cydia pomonella (codling moth), 1181 nucleotides long. RefSeq names its product serine hydrolase-like protein. The record is from RefSeq and is a predicted model, not a curated record. The transcript is spliced from 6 exons. Bases 139 to 1041 code for a protein of 300 amino acids. Lineage: Eukaryota; Metazoa; Arthropoda; Insecta; Lepidoptera; Tortricidae.
UCGUGUCACUGUCAAAUGACCUUUAAACUUUGUUUUGAUUUUUUUUACACAUCGGUUUAAUCACGAUAAAAAAAUAUUUUCACCUUACAAUUACUCAAAAUUAAGUCAAGUGAUUAACUUUCUCAAUUGUGGAAAACUAUGAAAGUUUUAAGGGAGUGGACAAUCGACGCACCAUGGGGAAAAAUAGCAAUGAUGUCAUGGGGGAAUGAAGCAGGCUAUCCAGUGCUGCUGGUACACGGACGGCAGGACAGCGCGGCCACCUUUGAGCCGCUCCUACAGUUCUUGCCUGACUCAUUUCAUUACGUGGCUCUGGACUUGCCUGGCCAUGGUCGCUCCGAACCUUUCCCUACAGGAGUGGCGCCAACGAGGCUGCACUUCGUGGGCGCGGUGCAGGUGGCCGUGUGGCAUCUGCGCUGGAAGCAGUUCAUCUUUGUGGGCCACUCCAUGGGCUGCGAGGGAGGUUUAUUCUUUAAUGCGGUGUAUCCUCACCGUAUAUCGAAGAUGAUUCUGUUGGACCCCGGGCCGGCGCUGGCUCGUCUGCAAGUCCACGAUCCGAGGGAGUACUUCGCAUCCUUCCACCAGAAGUAUUAUGAUAACUAUGACACGUUCGCCGGGAAGAGGAUUUACAGCAAGCGGCGCGCUCUGGAGGCGGUGAUGUCGGCGCGCGGCUUCACGGAGGCGCAGGCGCAGCUCGCGCUGGCCAGGAACAUGGUGCAAGUCGGAGAUGACCUUUAUGAAUUGGCCUGGGACCGCCGGCUCCUAUGCCUCCCACCACCCAACUACCCCCCCUCCUACUACUACCAGCUGUUCUGUACGCCCACACCUACCCUCCUCAUCGCUGCCAAAGACUGGCAGGGUGGCUACUCUAACGGUAAGAAGGAAGCACUGAAAUUAAUCAACGAUUUGGAGAAAACUCUGGAGAAUUUUACUGUGAUAACGGUGGAAGGUGGACAUGAUGUGCAUUUUACUAAUCCGGAACGUUUUUUUAAAGUGCUUUGUGAGUUUUUGGAUAAGAAGUUUGAGAAUAAAUCUAAGCUGUAGAGGAUAGACUACACUUGACUCAGUUAAUGUGUAUUCGAGGGGUGAGCUUUCAAACCCGAUAAGUGUGAAAGUCAGAAUGGCGGGUGUACCUAAAUAAAAAUAAUUGAAAAGCAUAACAUAUUUUUGUACCUAAUUUGUAC